UGAUUCAGAUUAAAAAUCUUUUUCUUCGCAAUAAAGGAAAACCACGAUUAAAAAUAAGAAUGUAGCGCAAUAAAACAACAAAAACUUGAAGAAUUACCAUAAUAUCCCAGCAAGAAAUUAAUCCAUGAUCCGGUACAACUCAAUAAUUAUGACCCUGAUUACUGAUAUCUUUUAACAAAGUAACACAAACGUAAUACCUGGUGACCUUUCUGAGACGUGGGAUUACGGUACAUGAAUAAUGUCGACAGUGUAAACGCAAGCAGCGCAGUGGGAGGAGAUAUUUUGAACUGGGGCUCGUUCUCAAACGCACUGGUGAAAAAUCCGGAUGAAAGCGAGAGAGGUUUUGGCUUCCUGUCUGAAAACCGAUAAACUGCCACACUAAAGCAGCAGGUGUCUGUGCAAAGAAGGGCAACAGAAAGAAGGGAACGUUCUAUUAAAGAUCGCAUUUAAAAAAAAAAACCCAGACAACAGACUCAUUAUAUCACACUAUUCUCUCUAUUUCUCUGAAGGAUUCGAUUGAAUUGAAACCAGACAUGGCUGCUGCAACCAACAACGAGUUUAAACUCCUUUCCCACCAAGACAAACAGGCUCAACUUGGCUCUCCUGUCAUGUUCUCGUGUCAUCUGUCUCCUGAAAUCAGUGCUGUUGACAUGGAGAUCCGAUGGUUUAAAGGGACAGACUGUGUUUGUCUCUACAAGAACAGACAGAUGACAGAGGGGAGAGGUUACAAGGGCAGAGUGCAUUUAUUCACUCAGGAGCUGGACAAAGGAAACGUCUCGUUACAGCUGAGAGAGAGCCGUGAAUCAGAUAUAGGACAUUACCUGUGUCAGGUGACCGAUGGAGAAAGGACAGGGAAGCUUACGGUACGACUGUGGUGGGAUCCUCUUCGAAGGUUAAGCAGACUCUUUCAGUGUGGUGUCAUUCCAUAUGUUAAUAUCCAGCAGUGGGGAAGAAAAUGGACAGAAGAGGAGAAAAUAAAAAUGGAAGAGUCUUCUCUGCUGACUGAAUAUAAUACAGAUGUUAAAAGCAUCAUGAAGGAACUUCUCAAGAAGCACAGCGCACUAGAGAAAACUGAGCAAGAAUUAAAAAACACCAAGCUGGACCUAAAAAGAGCAACAGGAGAACUGGAAGAUGGUACAGACCCAGACUCGUCAAAAUUGGCGCCUCCAGUCACAUCAUCAAGUUCAGAUUCUUCACGAUUGAGGCUGGUGCUGUUGGGGAGGACGAGGUCUGGAAAGAGUGCAGCAGGAAACACCAUCCUGGGCAGAGAGGAGAGGAACCAGGCUACUACAUCUACAGAUACAUCUACAUCCACCCAGCAGAGUGAGAGCACACAGGGGGAGGUGGCUGGGAGGAAGGUGACUGUGGUGGACACUCCUGACUGGUUCUCUCCCGGACUCUCUGUGGAGAAGCUGAGACAGGACGUGGGACACUGUGUCUGUCUGUCUGCUCCAGGACCCCACGCCUUCCUCCUGGUCAUACCCAUACCUGUAAAGCAGCCUACAGGAGAGGAGCGAGGGAUGCUGGAGACAAUGGAGGAGAUUUUUGGAGAGGGAUGUUGGGAGACUGUCCUCCUUCUUUUCACUGUUUCUGAUGAAAUUCAGAAGAAGAACAUUGAGGAUUUUAUCCAAUCAGGAGACCAGGAAAUCCAGAGGCUUGUAGAGAAAUGUGGGAACAGGUUUCAUUGUCUCAACAUUAAGGAGAGUGGAGAUGGUUCUCAGGUCUCAGAGCUGCUGGAGAAGAUCGAGAAGAUGGUGGUGCAAAAUGAAGGGAGAUUCCACAGCAGUGAGGUCUACCUGGAUAUGGAAUCUGAGAUUGUUAAAAUGAUCAUGUAUGCUAAAGAAAAGAAGAUCGCAAAAGAAGAAAGAGAGCUCAGAGUCAAACUAGAACAGCAGCUCCAGAAUUCUCUGAAAAAGAUAGAAGGAAUGAUCCAGGAGCAUGAAAAAGAUAUCACACAGCUGGACAGUCAAAUAGCUGAUCUGGAAGGAAAAAUUCAUGAAGAAAUGGAUGACGUGAAAAAAGAGAAACUGGAAGGAGAACUGGAAGGAGAAAGGCAUAAGAGGACAAAGAUCGAGAAUGUGAUUAUGAUACUGAAUGAAAAGAUAGAGUGGGAGAGGAGAGAGAUGGACGAGAGACUCAGACAAAAGGUGGAGGAGAUCAGGAAGGCCUAUGAAGGAGAGGCUGGAAUGGAGGCAGAGAGAAACCUAAUGAAGAUCAUGCUUCCUGAAAUCCAGAGAAAUCUUUUGACCUCUAAAUCACAGAUGGAGGAAGAUUUCAGAGGACUGAUCGAAGAGAAGGAUCGAGAGCUGGAGUUCCUGAAACAGACCCUGGCACAGCUUAGAGACGCGACAAAAGAAUCCAUAUCGGGAAGAGAGGUUCAAGAAGAGUCUGGAGAAAUGGUCUCCUUAAACAAGUGUAGGAAACGUGGUGGGAGUAUAUGAUUAUUGAGACUCUCACUUUGCUUUCACACACAGUGAUGAGUUUUAUGAUGCAAAUCUAUGAUUAAAUCUGACAUAUUUACUGGAGAGAAGAAAUGUCCUGGCAACCAGCCUCAUAUAAAACUGGUGGAAAGGAUUUAGUUGUUGUUACAGCAUGCUUGUCUGUAACGCUUCAUGACAGUAUAUCAGUGAGAGUCUAAUAAAUGUUUAGAAAAGUGAUGAGGCCAUUUUGUGAUGGUGGAAUUGUACCCUAAACUUUGCAUGAGUUAUCAACCUAGGACGUAAAUAAUUAUUAUGUUUAGUAAUGUCAUUUUGUACCGUACACAUUAUGCACCAAACAAUGGAACACACAUAUCAAUAAACAAUCAUCAGGCUCCACUGAAGAAAAAAAAAAAAAGAAAAAAGAAUUGCUAAAAACGACCCCAUUUUAAUAUUUAAUUACAUUUUAUUAUUUGCCUUAAUUUUACCGGCACAUUACCUUUACAUUACUGUUAUAGUGUUCUUUUAUGCUGUUUUCAUUAUUAUAUUUUAUGUUUUAUGUUGUUAUUUCCUUCUUUCUCACUCACUCACUCACUCACUCACUCACUCACUUACUUAACCACUUUAUCCCAGGGUCCAUCACAGUUUUCUUUUUUCUCUCAUUGAUAAUAUUUAUUGCACUAUUAUAAUUUACUUAAUAAAAUAAUAGUAAUUUUUGGGUUGCCAUUUUUCUUUGUUUCUCCAUUUU
Molecule: messenger RNA, 3165 nt
Organism: Ictalurus punctatus (channel catfish)
Lineage: Eukaryota; Metazoa; Chordata; Actinopteri; Siluriformes; Ictaluridae
Exons: 7
Coding region: 534-2441 (635 amino acids)
Molecular function (GO): GTP binding
Source: RefSeq, a predicted model, not a curated record